Messenger RNA from Raphanus sativus (radish), 1191 nucleotides. RefSeq names its product probable mitochondrial import inner membrane translocase subunit TIM21. Gene Ontology annotation, cellular component: TIM23 mitochondrial import inner membrane translocase complex. Gene Ontology annotation, biological process: protein import into mitochondrial matrix. The record is from RefSeq and is a predicted model, not a curated record. The transcript is spliced from 9 exons. Bases 128 to 958 code for a protein of 276 amino acids. NCBI's taxonomy places the organism in Eukaryota, Viridiplantae, Streptophyta, Magnoliopsida, Brassicales, Brassicaceae.
CCCAUAUUACGUAAGUGCGUGGUUAUCACGUGUUGACGGUAAAACCCCAGAAGCGGCAUCGCCGUGCUGCGCAACCUCAACCCCAACCCAAAUACUUUCUUCUGAUUAACAAAGCAGGACAGGAGAGAUGAUGAACCUCCUCAGGAGAUCCAUGGUCAGUCUAUCCAAAUCGAAACUCGCUUCGACCGGUCGGUUUUCCUCCGCUUCAAAACCUUGUGAAAUCCGAAAAUCGUUGAUGACCCUUGUACAAAGAGGAGCAUCAAGGCAGCAAGCCAUUACCGAUUCUGGUCUCACGGGUGGUGUGGUCUCAAAUGGAGCUAAGGGACUGUUGUUUCGCUUCCGGAAUCCGCAAGGUAUGGAAUCUUGUCCAGUGAACAUCAGGCCCUCUUACUUGUUGGCUAGAUCUUUUGCGUCCAGAACUUCCAAAGAAGCUGGGAAACAUCAGAAUAAGGCUAAGAAAGAGGUGGUGACUGUGGAGGAUCCUUUUGAUUCUCCGACCUACCAUAUCCCGGAAAAGCCUGUAACGUUUACAGAAGGUGCUUCCUACAGUUUUGUUAUUCUGGCCGGGCUUGCGGUCGCUGGGGCUUCUGGGUACGCUGUGUUUAAAGAGCUCAUAUUUCAACCAAAAGAGUACAAGGUCUUUGACAAAGCGUUGAAGAGAAUUCAAGAUGACGGUCAGGUGAGGGUAAGGAUUGGAUCCCCCAUCACAGGCUACGGACAAGAAACCAGAAACCGAGCUGCUCGCCAACGUAUACCCAACAGAAUAUUUACAGAUGAAGACGGAGUCGAGCAUGUGGAGGUAAACUUCUACAUCCGUGGGCCUCAUGGUCACGGGAAAGUGUACACGGAGAUGUUUAAAGACAAGGCAGAUAAGGAAUGGAAAUACACAUACCUGAUCGUUGAGAUUUUAGCUCCCUCCCCAGCCAAGCUGAUGCUGGAGUCCUAUCUGCCCGCCUAGAUAUCUAUUUUAUUGCGAUUCAGUUUAGUCCGGAAAAGACGCAUAAAAGGCUAGAUUGUUUUAUCAAUCAGUUAAGGGUGAUUUUGAUUUUGAGAACAAAGAGAGUGAUCGUGUUUUACACUUGUGCUCUAGGUUUAAUCAUCAACUCUGGGAUCGGACAUCUGUCGCACUAGCAUUGCUAGCUUGAAAACACAUAAAUUUCAUAUAUUUUUAUUAAUUAAUUUUCACGAGCA